AUGACUCUGAAUUCCCAAAAUUGUGCCAGAAUCUUCUGGACCGUUGCCCGCAGCUCAAGACUACCCAGGAGGUUGACUCCCCCUGCAUAUUCACAUCCACGAAUUCCCCAGAUCAAGUACCGCCCCUCGACAGAAUCGUCCUGCCAACCAUCCUCCUCCACGAACGCCAGAGAAUUUUGCAGUAGCGUCCACCACAGAAGACGAGGACAAUCGGGACAAGAUGUCGAGGAAGAAACCGUGGAAGACUUUCAACCUUCUGACUCCAAAGAUCAGAACUCAAAGAGAACAGCAAGUACUGAAACAGAAGAAGAUGACAGCAUAAUGGUCAUAUCAAGGCAUAAUUACCGAGACAAGGAUGGACGACUAUGGCUCUCACCCACAGAGGAGAAUGAAGUCGGCGGUGCGGGCAGGAGGCGCAAGCAGAAAAAGCUCACUUUGAAGGAUCUGGCCAUCCCCAAGGAAGAGAGUAAGGGAAAGAAGAACAAUCGAGAACGAGAACCAUGGCAAAUCCAAAAAGAAGGCUUGAAGAAAAAAUUUGGGGAGGAAGGAUGGAACCCUCGGAAGAAAUUGUCUCCAGACGCCAUGGAAGGUAUUCGGGCACUUCAUGAACAAGACCCUGAGAAAUACUCUACUCCUGUACUGGCUGAGACGUUCAAGGUCUCACCGGAGGCUAUCCGUCGGAUAUUAAAGAGUAAAUGGCGGCCCACCGAAGAGGAGAUGGAGAAAAGGAGACAAAGAUGGGCCAGACGGCAUGACCGGAUAUGGGAUCAUCUAUCAGAGUUGGGCCUGAGACCAAAGAGAAUAACGGAACGAGAAAUAGAGGACCCUAAUGAGUUCGACGAGAAAUUGAGAGCGCAAGAAAUCCUGGACAAUGCACGGGAUGCUUGA
Rhinocladiella mackenziei CBS 650.93 is the source of this 888-nucleotide messenger RNA. RefSeq names its product required for respiratory growth protein 9, mitochondrial. NCBI's taxonomy places the organism in Eukaryota, Fungi, Ascomycota, Eurotiomycetes, Chaetothyriales, Herpotrichiellaceae. Gene Ontology annotation, cellular component: nucleus. The transcript has a single exon. Bases 1 to 888 code for a protein of 295 amino acids. The record is from RefSeq and is a predicted model, not a curated record.